This is a messenger RNA of Penicillium nucicola, 789 nucleotides long. Its product is annotated as dihydrofolate reductase. The transcript has a single exon. Gene Ontology annotation, biological process: glycine biosynthetic process; folic acid metabolic process; dihydrofolate metabolic process. Gene Ontology annotation, cellular component: mitochondrion. Gene Ontology annotation, molecular function: dihydrofolate reductase activity; NADP binding. NCBI's taxonomy places the organism in Eukaryota, Fungi, Ascomycota, Eurotiomycetes, Eurotiales, Aspergillaceae. The coding region runs from base 1 to 789 and encodes 262 amino acids. The record is from RefSeq and is a predicted model, not a curated record.
AUGCCACACCCAAACCCCCUAACCCUAAUAGUGGCAACAACGCCCCUCCCACUCCGACACGCAACAGAAGAAACAACACGCCUGGGAAUAGGUCUGAAGGGAACACUCCCCUGGCCGCGCAUAAAAACAGACAUGACAUUUUUCGCGCGCGUAACAUCGCGCCCACCAGCCUCGGGCCAAACCAAUGCCAUUAUAAUGGGCCGCAAGACGUAUGAUUCCGUUCCUGCCUCGCUGCGUCCGCUUGCGAAGCGGAUUAGUGUUGUUGUUACGCGUGAUACGACGGGUUCUGUUAGAGAUGGGGUUCUUGGGGAGUUGGUUGGGCGGAGGGAGAGGAUUGCAAAGAAGGCGGCUGAAGCUGCUGCUGUUAGGGAGGAAGGGGCGCAGGAGAAGAAGGUUGAGCCGGUGACGGAUGCGAUUGUCGUUCCUAGUCUUGAACGGGCUUUGGAGCGGCUUGAUGUUGAGUAUGGGGAGAAGGGGGUGUUGGGGAAGGUUUUUGUUAUUGGCGGUGCGGAGAUUUAUAAUGCUGCUAUUCAGUUGCAGGAUAAGGGUGGAUUGAGGGGACGGCCUUUGAGGGUUGUUAUGACGAAUGUUGUUAGGAAGGGUGUUGAUGGGGGUAUUGGGUCUUUUGAUUGUGAUACUUUCUUCCCGGUUGAUCGGCUUGAUGAGGAGAGUGGGUGGCGGACUGCUAGUUCUGCGGAGGUUUCUGAGUGGGUUGGGGAGGAGGUGGAUGGGGGUUGGAAGAGUGAAGGAGAUGUUGAGGUUCAGAUGGUUGGGUUUGAGAAAGUUUAG